This is a messenger RNA of Mizuhopecten yessoensis (Yesso scallop), 1969 nucleotides long. RefSeq names its product ras-related protein Rab-11A-like. The record is from RefSeq and is a predicted model, not a curated record. The coding region runs from base 218 to 931 and encodes 237 amino acids. The transcript has 6 exons. Gene Ontology annotation, biological process: exocytosis. Lineage: Eukaryota; Metazoa; Mollusca; Bivalvia; Pectinida; Pectinidae. Gene Ontology annotation, cellular component: recycling endosome. Gene Ontology annotation, molecular function: GTP binding; GTPase activity.
CAUUCGCACGCUGUAAAGAGGACAGAUACACACCUGUAGCUUAAAUUCCUACUACUAAUUUAAUGAACUGCUUGAAGACUGUACCAAGCCUCGAGAUAUUUCGAGUCUUAUUAUAAAUUAAUAUUAAUGUUCUUAAAAAUCACUAAAACAUUUAAUAUUUAACUUCGUGUAUUUAUAUAUAACAUUUUAACAUCUUGGAAGACCAUCUCGUCAGCCUAUGAUGUCUGGUAAGAGCUCUAGCUGCACGGCCUGUGGUCACAAGUCUCGCGUUAGUAAGGAGCGCACGUACACGGACGAUGAUUAUGACUAUCUGUGUAAAGUGGUACUUAUGGGAGACACAGGAGUUGGGAAAAGUAACCUGUUGUCCAGAUUCACUAGGAACAUGUUCAAAUUAGACAGUAAAUUUACAAUUGGCGUGGAGGUUGCUACAAGAAAUACACAAGUGGACGGAAAGACGAUGAAAGCACAGAUCUGGGACACAGCUGGUCAAGAGCGAUUUCGAGCCAUCACUAGCGCGUACUAUCGUGGAGCUGUUGGGGCGUUACUAGUCUAUGAUAUAGGUAAACACCCGACAUAUGAGAAUGUGGAGCGCUGGCUGAAGGAGCUGCGGGACCAUGCUGAUAAUAACAUUGUCAUCAUGCUGGUGGGCAACAAGAGUGACUUACGUCAUCUACGAGCUGUGCCUACAGACGAGGCCAAGGCCUUUGCAGAGAAGAAUAACAUGUCUUUCAUAGAAACAUCAGCCCUGGAUUCUACCAAUGUGGAAACAGCAUUUCAAAAUAUAUUAACAGAGAUUUACAAAAUAGUAUCUAUGAAACAGAUACGGGACAGUAACGACGACGAUAACUCGCCCAGUAGCAAUGUACAAACAAUACAGGUGGCGCCUACAGACAAUUCUAUGCCUCGCCCACAAAAGUGUUGUAAUGUCUGAGACUGCCCCUUCACAUUUCGUGGUUUAACCUAACACUUUCAUCACUGAAGACCAUAAUGGACUCAACCAGAUCAAAGCCUGGAAGUGUUUACUAAAGUUACAUAGGGGUGAGAGGGUUAACUUUCCGGUUGCGACGUAUUAUGUAACCGAUAUCCGUUCAUAUGUCGCUCAAUGAUUUCACCUCUCUAGCGCUUUCAUGUCGCUCGUUGGUGUCACCUCUCUAGCACUUAAAUGUCGCUCGUUGGUUUCACCUCUCUAGCACUUAAAUGUCGCUCGUUGGUGUCACCCUCUAGCGCUUAAAUGUCGCUCGUUGAUGUCACCUCACUAGCGCUUUCAUGUCGCUCGUUGAUAUCUCCUCUCUGACACUUUAAUGUCGCUCGUUGAUGUCACCUCUCUAGCACUUUAAUGUCGCUCGUUGAUGUCACCUCUCAAGCGCUUUAAUGUCGCUCAUUGAUUUCACCUCUCCAGCGCUUUAAUGUCGCUCGUUGAUGUCAACUCUCUAGCACUUUAAUGUCGCUCGUUGGUGUCACCUCUCUAGCACUUUAAUGUUGCUCGUUGGUGUCACCUCUCUAGAGUUUUAAAAUGUCGCUCAUCGAUGUCACCGCUCAAGCGCUUUCGUGUCGCUCAUUGGUGUCACCUCUCUAACACUUUCGUGUUGCUCAUUGAUGCCGACUCUCUAGCACUUUAAUGUCGCUCGUUGGUGUCACCUCUCUAGCGCUUAAAUGUCGCUCUAAGAUGUCAUCUCUCGAACACCUAAAUGUCGCUCGUUGAUGUCACCUCUCUAGAGUUUUAAAAUGUCGCUCAUCGAUGUCACCUCUCAAGCGCUUUCGUGUCGCUCAUUGAUGUCACCUCUCGAGCGCUUUCGUGUUGCUCAUUGGUGUCACCUCUCUAGCACUUUAAUCCAUCUCGGAUUUCCAUGAAACUGUCCAGAAAAUCAGAUGAAAUACCUAGGAAGCUAGAAGGAGUUGGGGUACUGCACUCUACACCCAAGUUCAGCCUCACUCUAGAUAGUAGCCCGAGUUUCCUCUGGCCCCGACA